ACUGCUGCAACUUUUGCAGAGACUCCUCACUCCACAGACAUGUCGCACAAUAGCUGAAGUAAACCUGUCAUCGCGGCUCUCCAUUCGGGCCAAAUUACGCCGCAGGUGAGGAUCUACGGACGCGCAGCCCGGUCGCUACUUGGCCGCUUUCCUCGCAUCGGACCCCGGCUUUUUUUUUUUUCUUUCUUUCUUUUUUUUUUUUCUUUAAACCGGCCUGGAUAUGAAUUAUGAGCAUUUUCUCCACUAAUGAACCGGGCCAGUGAUGCAGGAGACCGCGGCGACCCUCUCAUCAGUGUUUCAAGAUGGCAGAUUUUUAUUGAGUUUUGAUCAGAAAGCUCGCUUUAUUCUUUGCCAUGAAUAACAGGAAUCCUUGCACCGAUGGCCCCUGUAUACGAAGGUAUGGCCUCGCAAGUGCAAGUGUUCUCCCCUCACACUCUCCAGUCAAGUGCCUUCUUUAGCGUAAAGAAACUGAAGGUGGAGCAGAGCUGUAACUGGGAUAUGACAGGGUACGGCACGCAUAGCAAAGUCUACAACAGCAGCAAGAACGUGUCGGCCACUGGUGGCGCUCCUCUAGGCCUCAGCGGCUCCGCCCUGCCCUACGAGCAGACCCUGAUCUUCCCGGCCAGCGCUGGCCACAUCGUGGUCGCCUCGGCCAGCAGCACCUCGGGGGCCGUCGGCUCUCUGCUGGGCAGCAGCGGUGGAGACAGCAGCGGUGGUAGCGGCGGCGGCGGAGUCCACAACCUGACGCGGCGCAGCACGGUGAGCCUCCUGGACACCUACCAGCGAUGCGGGCUUAAGCGCAAGAGUGAAGAGCUCGACAACAACAGCAGCGUGCAGAUCAUUGAGGAGCACGGCCCAUCCAUGAUCCAGAACGGUGGAACCAGCGGAGCCACAGCGGCCACCGCCACCUCCACGGCGACAUCCAAGAACAGCGGCUCCAACAACGAGGGCGACUACCAGCUGGUGCAGCACGAGGUGCUCUGCUCCAUGACCAACACCUACGAAGUCUUGGAGUUCCUGGGGAGGGGAACCUUUGGCCAGGUGGUCAAGUGUUGGAAGAGGGGAACCAAUGAGAUAGUGGCCAUCAAGAUCCUAAAAAACCACCCAUCGUACGCGCGGCAGGGUCAGAUCGAGGUCAGCAUCCUGGCGCGCCUCAGCACAGAGAGCGCAGACGACUACAACUUUGUGAGAGCCUACGAGUGCUUCCAGCACAAGAACCACACGUGCCUGGUGUUUGAGAUGUUGGAGCAGAACCUGUAUGACUUCCUCAAGCAGAACAAGUUCAGCCCGCUGCCGCUCAAGUACAUCAGACCGGUGCUCCAGCAGGUCGCCACGGCGCUGAUGAAGCUGAAGAGCCUGGGGCUGAUCCACGCCGACCUGAAGCCGGAGAACAUCAUGCUGGUGGAUCCUUCGCGUCAGCCCUACAGGGUCAAAGUCAUUGACUUUGGUUCAGCCAGCCACGUGUCCAAAGCAGUGUGCUCCACCUACCUGCAGAGCAGAUACUACAGGGCUCCAGAGAUCAUCCUGGGCCUGCCGUUCUGUGAGGCCAUAGACAUGUGGUCGCUGGGUUGUGUAAUAGCUGAGCUGUUUCUGGGAUGGCCUCUCUACCCCGGAGCCUCCGAGUAUGACCAGAUUCGGUACAUCUCACAGACGCAGGGUCUUCCGGCAGAGUAUCUGUUGAGUGCAGGGACGAAGACCACCAGGUUCUUCAACAGAGAUCCAGAUUCCACCUAUCCCCUCUGGAGACUGAAGACUCCGGAAGACCACGAGGCUGAGACGGGGAUCAAGUCCAAGGAGGCUCGCAAGUAUAUCUUCAACUGCUUGGAUGAUAUGGCACAGGUGAACAUGACAUCAGACCUGGAAGGAAGCGACAUGCUGGCGGAAAAGGCAGACCGGAGGGAGUUCAUUGACCUGUUGACCAAGAUGCUGACUAUCGAUGCUGACAAGAGGAUCACCCCCAUCGAAACGCUCAACCACUCCUUCGUUACCAUGUCGCAUCUCCUCGAUUACCCUCACAGCACCCACGUAAAGUCAUGCUUCCAAAACAUGGAGAUCUGCAAGCGUCGCGUCAACAUAUACGACACAGUCAACCAGAGCAAAACGCCCUUCAUCACCCAUGUGGCCCCCAGUACCUCCACCAACCUCACCAUGACCUUCAACAACCAGCUGAACACUGUGCACAGCCAGGCCACCAACCUGGCUCCCUCCUCCACCAACAAUGCCACCCUUUCCUUUGCCAGUCCUGACGUCUCCAUACUAAACUACCAAUCUGCACUCUACCAGCCCUCUGCCGCCUCCAUGGCGGCUGUGGCCCAGAGGAGCAUGCCGCUGCAGCCGGGGGCGCCGCAGCUCUGCGCCGCUCGGCCCGACCCCUUCCAGCAGGCGCUCAUCGUCUGCCCGCCGGGAUUCCAAGGUUUGCAGGCAUCCCCUUCCAAGCACACCAGUUACUCUGUGAGGAUGGAGAACGCGGUUCCCAUAGUGACGCAGGCUCCCGGUGCCCAACCUCUGCAGAUCCAACCUGGCCUCCUCACACAGCAGGCCUGGCCCAGCGGUACCCAGCAGAUCCUGCUGCCUCCAGCGUGGCAGCAGCUCACCCACACCUCCGUCCAGCAUGCCACCGUCAUCCCAGACUCCAUGGGCAGCACACAGACUCUCGCCAACUGGAGGAAUUCCCAUCCUCAUGGGAGCCAUUAUAAUCCCAUCAUGCAGCAGCCAGCCUUGCUGACUGGUCAUGUCACACUCCCAUCAAACCAGACUCUCAAUGUGGGCGUGGCUCAUGUCAUGAGGCAGUCAUCCAUCAAUAACAACUCCUCUUCCAAAAAGACCAAACAGCACCAGAUGUCGACCAGGAACGUGUCGACCUAUGAGGUGUCAUCCUCCCAGAUGGUGCUGUCGCCACAGCGAUCCAAGCGGGUGAAGGAGAACACGCCCCCUCGCUGCGCCGUGCUACAGAACGGCUCGGCGGCCCACUGCCCACCGGCACAGGGCUGCGCCGGAGGAGGGUGGGGCGCCAACGAAGCAGAACAGGCUUCAAGCACCACCCGCGACCAUCAGCACCAGCACCAUGUCCCCAGACAGACCAUCAUCAUCCCCGACACGCCCAGCCCCGCCGUCAGCAUCAUCACCAUCAGCAGCGACUCAGAGGACGACGACCAGAAGCAGAACAACGGCUCAUCUUCCAAGCACAGAAAGAACGUCAUCAGUUGUGUGACGGUCCAUGAUUCCCCAGAGUCAGACUGCUCCAGCCACAACAGCCCCUACAGCCUGGAGUCACGACCCCACAACCACAACAACAACAACAGCUACGACACGAAAACCACCAUCCUGGACAACUACAACAAUGGGAACCCUCGCACAAUCAUCAUCCCUCCGCUGAAGACGCAGAACACUGAGGUGCCCAGCGAAUGUGAGCGGCUGAUGCCAGAUGGACUGAAUCAUCAGAAUAUAGCUUACAAGUUUAAAUCCUCCAAUGGAGUGACAGCGGGCAAUAAUCACAUACCAGGAGGCAUGGCCGGGGGCGUGGCCUAUCGACAUCAGCGCUCAGGACCACACCCACUUCAGCAGCAGCCACUCAAUCUCAGCCAGGCUCAGCAGCACAUGGUGGCUGAGCGAAAUGCAGGACACCGCCGGCAGCAGGCCUACAUCACCCCCAACAUCGCCGCUCAAGCCCCGUAUUCUUUCCAUCACAACAGCCCCUCCCACACGGGCGGCGUCCACCCGCACCUGGCCGCCACCCACCUGCCAGGCCAGCCCCACCUGUACACCUACACGGCCCCCGCCGCCCUGGGCUCCACCGGCACCGUGGCCCACCUGGUGGCGUCGCAGGGCUCGGCGCGCCACGCCGUCCAGCACGGGAGCUACCCCCCCAGCAUCGUCCACCAGGUCCCGGUCAGCGUGAGCCACCGCGUACUGCCAUCGCCCACAAUGCACCACAGCCAGUACCAGGCCCAGUUCGCCCACCAGGCCUACAUCAGCGCCUCACCCGCCUCCACUGUCUACACUGGAUACCCACUGAGUCCCACCAAGGUCAACCAGUAUCCUUACCUCUAGAGACGAGCCGGACUGACACUGAAGGGGCCCGACCCCCGACCCAGCGAUGCUGCUUCCCGCACUGCAAAAACACAAAACCUCACCAAGAAUAUUUAGUCUAGGUUCUGGUGCAAAUAUAUAGUACUGUUGAAAUAAUACAAAAUACUUACAAGUAACUUUCUGUUGAAAUAAUACAAAACUUACAAGUAACUUUUCAGCAUGAAAUAGGAGCUUGUUCAGUAAUUAAUUAAUAUUAUUGAUGUGAAAUUAUUGUAGGUAGAAUCUCCAAGUACUCAAGUAAGAGUAGCACCACUUCAACAAAUUUUUAUUCAAGUGAAAGUAAAAAGUAGUUGAGAAAUUACUCAAGUAAGAGUAGAAGAGUAUUUGGUAAUUGGUAAUAAAGCUACAUCAGUCAUUUAAUAUUUCAAAAUUACAUCAUCAGGCCGACAAAGUUAUGUGGAAUUUUAGGUAUUUUAAAGACCAAAAUAAAAAUAAUUCAUAUAACUAAUUAUAACAAAGUAACAAAAACAGGAAAAAGACACAUUUUUCCAAAUCAAUUCCUUUCAGUAAAUUUCAUAACUUAUGACCUUUUAACCAUAACUGCCAAUAUUUGUCUGGUGAAUUAUUAGUUGUUCUUGAUUCAGUGAAGUUACUCACACUGGGUUGGGUAUCCAGAAAUUUUACUCAAGUAAGAGUAAAAUUUACAAAAAGUAAAUGUUACUAGUUAUUACCCAACUCUGGUUAAUAUUGAUGAAAAUGAAGCUAUAAUUGAAAUAGUCUGCCAUUGGAACAAGACACUUUUCCUGUAUUAUAUUAUAAAUUAUAAUAUGAUAAAAGUAUUUUUUUCACUGUCAGAUUAUUUCACUUAUAACUAGUACUUUUUAUAUAAAUUAAGAAAUUAAGCUCCCAUACCUUGCUGAAAAGUUAGUUUUGUCUUAUUUCAGGUCUACUAAGAAAUUUGCACCAGUAACUGGAUCAUAAAUCUUGGUGAGAUUUUGUGUUUUUGCAGUGUUCAUCCUCCAUCCCAUCCUCUCCUCGACCUCAGACAUGAACAGAGACAGAGGAACAUGCAACCCUCAUGAAGCUGUCAUGUGUAACUUGAAGAAGGAAUGACUGAACAGAAGGAAACGUGACUCAGAUCCUCUGGAGAAGAGAAAAAUGAUGCCGACUGUUUUUCUUCUUUUGACUAUUUUCCCCCCAGAAAAGGGCCAGUUCUGCUUUUGUUUCCCCUCCCUUUGCUUUCCUUUACAAAAGAAGCAACGUCUCAUUAGUUUUGUGGGGAAAGUUUCGAGGACAGCGGACAUUUUAAGAUUUAUUUAAUUUCUUUCCCCGCUCUCCUCUCCCGUCCCCCGCCUAAAUAUGUUUGGGACUGUUGAACAGGGGGGCGAUAUUGACUGGAAGUUUGAAUUCCCAAAAGCUUUGGGACUUGGUGAAAUACGUAAACCUGCUGCUCUUCAAAGAUAAAAAAAA
This is a messenger RNA of Xiphophorus maculatus (southern platyfish), 5499 nucleotides long. RefSeq names its product homeodomain-interacting protein kinase 2-like (gene hipk2). Lineage: Eukaryota; Metazoa; Chordata; Actinopteri; Cyprinodontiformes; Poeciliidae. Bases 379 to 4050 code for a protein of 1223 amino acids. The transcript is spliced from 15 exons. Gene Ontology annotation, cellular component: PML body; nucleus; cytoplasm. The record is from RefSeq and is a predicted model, not a curated record. Gene Ontology annotation, biological process: intrinsic apoptotic signaling pathway in response to DNA damage by p53 class mediator; smoothened signaling pathway; peptidyl-serine phosphorylation. Gene Ontology annotation, molecular function: protein tyrosine kinase activity; transcription corepressor activity; SMAD binding.